Octopus sinensis (East Asian common octopus) is the source of this 3102-nucleotide messenger RNA. Its product is annotated as importin-7-like. Gene Ontology annotation, biological process: protein import into nucleus. The record is from RefSeq and is a predicted model, not a curated record. Gene Ontology annotation, molecular function: small GTPase binding. Gene Ontology annotation, cellular component: nuclear envelope; cytosol. The coding region runs from base 1 to 3102 and encodes 1033 amino acids. The transcript has a single exon. Lineage: Eukaryota; Metazoa; Mollusca; Cephalopoda; Octopoda; Octopodidae.
AUGGAUAUCAAUAAACUCGUCGAUUUGUUACGAGGAACUCUCGACCCGAGCCUCCGCGAACAAGCUGAAAGUGAGCUCCAACAUUUUGAUAAACUUAAUGGGUUCGCGCCUGCCUUAAUGAUGACUAUUGUCAUGUCCGAUAAUCUAGAAAUCACUGUCAAGCAAGCAGCUGUGUCUUAUUUCAAGAACUUGGUGAAAAAAUACUGGGAUAAUAGCGAGAUUGAAACUGAUUCUGCAACAACAUUGUUUAGUAUCAGUGAAGAAGACCGAGCAGCGGUUCGCCGACAUAUCAUCGAAGCUAUUAUACACAGUCCCGAUAUAAUACGCAGCCAGUUAAGUAUCUCUUUAAGUAUAAUCGUAAAACAUGACUACCCGAACAGAUGGCCGACUUUCGUUGAGAAAAUAGCUGCGUGUAUUCUGUCACAAAACCAUACGGCGUGGAAUGGUGCUUUGGUAAGUUUGUAUCAACUUGUAAAAGUACACGAGUCGAAAAAACCGAAGGACAGGGAUAUUCUUAACACGGCAAUGGGUGUCGAACUGCCUUUAAUAUACAAUUUGUUUGUAAAGAUGCUACCCGAUCCGUCCCCUAUGUCUAGCAUAAUACAAAAACAAAUACUAAAGAUAUUCUAUUCAUUCGUUCGCAAACAUUUGUCGUUGAAAAUAAUUUCAAGAAAUGUGUUCAAUCAGUGGAUGGAAGUCACUUGCCAAGUUAUGCAAAAUCCUGUUCCUGAAGGAGCCCAUAAUAUAGAAGAAGACAAAAGACCAGAUCUUCCUUGGUGGAAAGCCAAAAAAUGGGCCGCAAGGAUUUUAACCUUUACUUUCCAGAAGUACGGAAGUCCUGGUAAAGUAAAUAGAGAAUAUAAGCAAUUUUCCGAGUGGUAUUUGAGAACUUUCCCACGAAAUGUUAUACCUAUAUUGAUUAAUAUUUUAGGCAACAAUGACGAAAACAAUUAUAUAGCGCCGAGGGUUUUGCGCUUGAUUCUAAACUAUUUAAACCGUUCUAUUAGUUAUGCUUCGACUUGGAAAUACCUAAAAAAUUAUACUGACAACCUUAUUCAAAAAGUAAUUUUUCCACUGAUGUGGCACAGUGAAAAAGACAAUGAGUUAUGGAAUUCAGAUCCACACGAAUAUAUUCGCAGAAAGUUCGACUUAUCUGAUAUGUCUACGAUUGAUGCGGCAGGACGACUUUUCCAUUCUUUAGCUGGCAAAAGAAGCGGGGUUCUUGAAAAAGCAAUGAACUUCUGCAUGACGAUUCUUAACAAAAAUGAUGUGAGUCCUCAAGAGAAAGAUGGUAUUAUGCAUAUGCUAGGAACCGUUGCUGAUAUUCUUGUAGAAAGUGAUGUUUAUAAGGAACGCAUCGAAGCAGUUCUUGUCACCCAUUUAUUUCCAGAAUUUCAAAGCCAACACGGAUUUCUAAGGGCGAGGGCUUUCUGGACUCUAGAUUUUUUUAACGGCGCAGUGUUGAAAAAUUAUAAUAACUUAUUGCGAGCUAUAGAAAUGAGCAGGGAGUGUCUCUGCAAUGAUAGUGAACUGCCUGUUCGUGUAGAGGCCGCCAUGGCUUUGCAAAUGCUAGUGACGAAAUACGAGAAGGCACGAGAAUUUUUGCGUCCUCAUGUUCGACCAGUAAUAUUUGAGGUCUUACGAAUAAUUCGUGAAACUGAAAACGAUGAGCUAACCAGCGUAUUUCGCCGCCUGAUACGCAAGUAUGCCGACGACAUACUUCCUGUUGCUCUAGAGAUAAUUACACAUCUUGAACAAACUUUUAAUCAACUGCUCAGCAGUAAUGUUGAUACUUCUGAAGACAAAGUAAUCAUCGGAUUAGGUAUUCUGUAUACCAUGGAUACAGUUUUGGAUGUUGUAAAAGGCAAAAUUGAAAUAAUAUCGCAAUUAGAAAGCAAUGUUUUAAAUGUAGUCGUUUCAAUCUUGCAACAAAAUCUUAUUGACUUUUACGAAGAGGUGUUUUCUUUAAUCUACAAUCUCACAAAAACCCAAAUAUCGACGAAUAUGUGGGAGAUAUUUAAGAUGCUGUACCAGGCCCUUCGAGCCGAAACACUAGAUUAUUUUAUUGAUAUGGCUCCUUGUUUACACAAUUACAUCACCGUUGACACAACAGCCUUUUUAUCUCAACCCGAAUACUUGGAAGCUGUCUACAAUAUGUGCAAGUCAAUUCUGACUUCUGAAAAGAUAGGUGAAGAUUCCGAGUGCCACGCGGCCAAACUCAUUGAAGUCGUUUUGUUGCAGUACAAAGGCCAAAUUGAUCAUGUAGUUCCUUCUCUCAUAGAACUUGCCGUGAAGAGACUGGCACGAAAUAUCGAAACGUUAGAAUUGAGGGCAAUGUGUUUGUUGAUAUGUAUAGCAGGCUUAUGUUACAAUCCAGCGCUUCUGUUCAGUACAUUGCAAGACAUACAGCUGCCGAAUCUAUCUGGUCAAAUUAUACCCCAGUUCUUGACGACAUGGUUGAACAACAUUAAUACUUUCCACGGGGUUCAUGACCGGAAACUAAACAUUUUGGGCUUGUGUACUCUAAUUAACACACCUCUCAGAAGGCCCAAAGAAAUUACAGAGUUGGGAGGGAAAUUUUUACCGUCCAUUCUCACCCUCUUCAAGGGUUUAAAACGAUCGUAUAUUUUAAAGGCACAAGAAGUGGAUUUGGACGAAGAUAAUGAUCACGACAGUGCACGGGAUGAGCUGGAUAUUCUUGAUAGCGACGAAGAUGAGAUAUUUGAUAGCGACGACGAACACCCUGUUGACGAUGAUGAUGACGGUGAUAACGCGUACGAUGAUUUCUCUGACGACGAAGAAGAUAUCGAUAAGGCGCUGGAAAAUUACCCAACACUCAUUGACAAUGACAUCUACAACAUCGACGAAUAUAUAAUAUUCAAAGACUGCAUGGAAAUUGUCAUGACACAAGAUUCUAACUGGCACCACCUAUUGACGUCGGUUUUAAAUGCUGACCAGAGGAAGAACUUAGAAGAAGUUUUUCAUACCACAGAACAGAGAAAAAUUGCUGCCGAAUCGAAGAAAAUUAAGCAGGACAGCGGCUAUGCUUUUUCGAAUUCCAAUGUACCGUUAACAUUCAAUUUUGGUUCAAAGGGUCUCUAA